AUGGAAAAGGUGAAAAAGGAAUUCGCUUACAUGUCAAGAGAUUCUCGGUUUAUUGUCGAAGUGCUAGGUAUAGUCAGGGAUGGCUUUGGGUCUCCCGUGAUACUUAUGCCGAUAUAUCCUCUCGGGAGCUUAGCUGGCUGUACCCUCACGGAGAAAGAGUCUGUUACCGCUUUCAGACAAAUCCUCGUGGGACUCAUGCAGCUCAAGGAUUCUGACAUAUUGCAUCGGGAUAUAAAACCAGGUAACAUCUUAAUUAGGAAGCGAACGUCUAAAACCUUCCAGAUUGUUCUGGCAGACUUCGGUAUUGCGGGUAAAUACACAGAACAGUCAGACUACUUCUAUGGGACCGCAUACUACAAGGCACCCGAAAUCUUCAACGAGUCAGCGGAAGUAGUGGAUGAUAGGUCUGAUGUGUGGUCCACGGGAAUUAUUAUGCUUGAAAAGAUGUAUGGUCUCGAUAAAGGAAAGUUCCCUAAGCCGAAAAGCGACUCUGAAAGGGCAGAGUGGUAUGCCCGCUGGCAGAAGGAAGUGAGGCGUAAGGUUGAAGGUAUCGAGUGUGAGUCUGAGCUAGGAGGUUUGAUGAAGAUAAUUCUCCAGAGCAUCUUUGUUGACUGUGGCAUCGGGUUCGACAUAGUUCUUAACACUCGUCCUCGGCCAGAUGGUUCAGGCAGUCCGGGUGACAGUACGGCUGGUGGAGCAUUCAAUGGCGAAGCCUCCGUCCCAGUGCCUUGA
Messenger RNA from Fusarium subglutinans, 732 nucleotides. Its product is annotated as ULK kinase. Gene Ontology annotation, biological process: protein phosphorylation. Gene Ontology annotation, cellular component: cytoplasm. The coding region runs from base 1 to 732 and encodes 243 amino acids. Gene Ontology annotation, molecular function: ATP binding; protein serine/threonine kinase activity. The record is from RefSeq and is a predicted model, not a curated record. The transcript is spliced from 3 exons. Lineage: Eukaryota; Fungi; Ascomycota; Sordariomycetes; Hypocreales; Nectriaceae.